Molecule: messenger RNA, 897 nt
Organism: Closterium sp. Naga37s-1
Lineage: Eukaryota; Viridiplantae; Streptophyta; Zygnematophyceae; Desmidiales; Closteriaceae
Source: the annotation of a GenBank genome assembly
AUGGGGUUUGGGGGACGGAAGGAGCGGGAGAGAGGGCGCUGGAUGCGGAGAGGAUGGAGGGAGCGGGAGAGACGAGAGGAGAGGGACGGGAUGUCCAGGGGAGUAUGCUGCGCAGUGGUGAGGGGAGAGAAGUAUGCCUUCCUAUUCUCCCCCAACCCUUUCCAUUCUCCCCCAUUCCCUCCCAUUCUUCUCCCCAUCCCCUCCCAUUCUCCCCCAUUCCCUCCCAUUCUUCCCCAUCCCCUCCCAUUCUCCUCCAUCCCCUCCCAAUCUCCCCCAUUUCUUCCCACUCUCCCCCAUCCCCUCCCAUUCUCCCCCAUCCCCUCCCAUUCUUCCCCAUCCCCUCCCAUUCUCCCCCGUCCCCUCCCAUUCUCCCCCAUUUAUUCCCAUUUUCUCCCAUCCGCUCCUGUUCUCCCCCACCCCCUCCCAUUCUCCCCCGUCCCCUCCCAUUCUUCCCCGUCCCCUCCCAUUCUUCCCCGUCCCCUCCCAUUCUUCACCACCCCCUCCCAUUCUCCCCCGUCCCCUCCCAUUCUCCCCCAUCCCCUCCCAUUCUCCCCCGUCCCCUCCCAUUCUCCCCCAUCCCCUCCCAUUCUCCCCCAUCCCCUCCCAUUCUCCCCCGUCCCCUCCCAUUCUUUACCACCCCCUCCCGUUCUUUCGCAAUCCCUCCAUUUCAACCCAUUCUCUCACUCACAGGCUGAUUUCAUCGCCGCACCUCUCCCCCGCCAUCCUGUCAGAAUCGCCGCCACCGGCAGGGAGGGAGGGACCAUCUCGCACUUGGCAUGUGUGCGUUCAGGUGUUGGUGGGGCAAGUGUGUGUGCUACAGAGGUAGCAGGACUGGCUCUGCCCCCAACUGCCGCUGCUCAUUCGCUGAGAGCUGGCCACUGCCAAGCUGCCACGUGA